Messenger RNA from Corythoichthys intestinalis (scribbled pipefish), 9799 nucleotides. RefSeq names its product dedicator of cytokinesis 4b (gene dock4b). Gene Ontology annotation, cellular component: plasma membrane; cytoplasm. Gene Ontology annotation, biological process: cell chemotaxis; small GTPase-mediated signal transduction. The record is from RefSeq and is a predicted model, not a curated record. Bases 168 to 6083 code for a protein of 1971 amino acids. Gene Ontology annotation, molecular function: guanyl-nucleotide exchange factor activity; GTPase activator activity; small GTPase binding. The transcript is spliced from 52 exons. Lineage: Eukaryota; Metazoa; Chordata; Actinopteri; Syngnathiformes; Syngnathidae.
CGUACCGCUACCAGCUGCGGCGGCCGUAGCAGCGGCGCAUUCUCGCCGUGUAAAUCCAAACAAUGACUCCUACUACGGAGCGGAGGAAAUCACGCCAGUAGAAUGCCACGGAUAGCCCUAAUUUCGCCGCUUCCCCCUCUCCGAACUUGAUAGCACCCGCCGUAAACAUGUGGAUACCUACAGAGCAGGAAAAAUACGGCGUCGUGCUGGCCAGUUUUCGAGGCACCGUCCAACAAGGCCUUCCGCUGGAAAUUGGCGACACAGUGCAGAUCCUUGAAAAAUGUGAAGGCUGGUAUCGAGGAUUCAUCUUGAAGAAUCCAAACGUCAAGGGUAUUUUCCCAUCCAGCUACAUCCACUUGAAGAAUGCCCACGUCAAGAACAAAGGGCAAUUCGAAACCGUAAUCCCCGUGGAGGACUCUGUCAUCACCGAGAUGACUUCCACGUUGCGAGACUGGGGCGCCAUGUGGAAGCGACUCUAUGUGAAGAACGAGGGGGAUUUAUUCCACCGGCUUUGGCAUGUGAUGAAUGAAAUCUUGGACUUGAGACGGCAGGUGCUGGUGGGCCACCUCACCCACGACCGCAUGAGGGACGUCAAACAGCAUAUCACGGCGCGAUUGGACUGGGGUAACGAGCAACUUGGUUUGGAUCUCGUCCCGAGACAGGAAUUUAGCAUGGUGGACCCGGACGAAAUUAGCGUGACAGAGCUCUACAGGCUGAUGGAGCACCGGCAUCGCAAAAAGGAGACGCCGACACCGGCCAGCACCCAUCACUUGUUUGUCCACGUCAAGAGUCUGAUGAGCGCCAAUUUGGGGGAGGAGCUUGAAGUCUUCUUUCAUAUAUAUGACGGGCGGGAGAACCGACCACUUAGUGAAAGGUUCUUUGUGAGGCUCAAUAAGAGCGGCUUGCCAAAGUCGCCGGAGAAGACGGAGCGACAGUGCACACUGUUUGUGGAUCUGGGGAGCAGCGAUUUACGAAAAGACGUCUACAUUGUCGUGCACAUCAUAAGAAUAGGGAGAAUGGGCGCAGGAGAGAAGAAAAACCAGUGUUCAGUUCAAUACCGCCGUCCUUUCGGCUGCGCUGUCGUUAGCAUCGCCGAUCUGCUCACGGCAGACUCCAAGGACGACCACCUGCUCAAGGUUUACGCGUGCAACACAGAAAGCGAGUGGUACCAAAUCCAUGAGAACAUCAUCAAAAAGGCUAAUUCCAGAUACAACCUAUCAGGAUCGAACACAGGUCUCGCAGUGGCUCUCCAACUCCUCCACGGAGAUAUCGAUCAACUAAGACGUGAAUACAUGGUGCUGUUCACUCGUGGCGUUUGCAUCACGAGAAAACUGGGCUUCUCUGAUGUCAUCAUGCCAGGAGAGAUGAGGAACGACCUUUACAUCAUGCUGGAGAAAGGAGAAUUUGAAAAGGGUGGGAAAAGUGUUGCGAGGAACGUGGAGAUCACCAUUUACGUGUUGGACAUUGACGGACAAAUCCUCAAGAGUCACGUGGCCGCCGGCUCUGGCGAACCCGGCGCGGACGAGUACCACUCCUUGGUGUUGUACCAUAACAACAGUCCGCGGUGGGCGGAGCAGAUCAAGCUGCCUAUCCCUGUGGACAUGUUUCGGGGAUCCCACGUUCGCUUUGAGUUUCGACAUUGCUCCACUAAAGAGAAGGGAGAGAAGAAGCUGUUCGGCUACUCCUUUGUGCCACUGAUGCAGGAGGAUGGAAGGACUCUGCCAGAUGGCACCCAUGAGCUUAUUAUUCACAAGUGCGAGGAGAACACCAGCUUGGCAGACUGCUCACGCUAUCUUAAGCUGCCUUUUUCCAAGGCUAACAUCCCAUCCAACAACCAGACGCUGAAAGGGACCAAGGAGUCUUUCUGGAUUACUAGCUUCCUCUGCUCUACCAAGCUCACACAAAACGGCGAUAUGCUGGACCUGUUGAAGUGGCGAGCACACCCUGAGCGGAUCAACGAAAGCCUCUCCAAGCUGAAGGAGAUCGACGGCUCAGAGAUUGUUAAAUUUCUCCAAGACACUUUGGAUACACUUUUUGGGAUUCUGGACGAGAGCUCGCAGAGAUUCGGGCUGAAGGUGUUCGAUUCGCUGGUCCACAUCAUCAACCUUCUUCAAGACAGCAAAUUUCAGCACUUCAAGCCAGUCAUGGACACCUACAUCGAAAGCCACUUUGCAGGCGCUCUGUCAUACAGGGACCUAAUCAAAGUUCUGAAGUGGUACGUGGACCGCAUUGUGGAUGCCGAUCAUCAAGAACAUAUUCAGCAGGUGCUCAAGGCUAGCGAGUAUAUCUUCAAGUACAUUAUCCAAUCCCGCCGCCUCUUCUCCUUGGCAACGGGAGGCCAGAAUGAGGAGGAGUUCCGCGUGUGCAUCCACGAGCUCUUCAUGUCCAUCCGCUUUUUCCUCUCGCAGGAAAACAAAGGCACCAGUCCGGUGGCGCAAACACAGGCGGUGUUCCUUCGAACUUUCCCAGCGGUUUACGGCGAGCUACUCAAGAUUUUUACGGUGCGCGAGGUAGCGGGGUUCGUCCGGGAGACGUUGGGCAGCUUGCCCGCCAUCGUCCCUGCCGACUGUCCCUUAGAGGCCGUCAAGCUACAGUGCCUCGCCAAGACGGUGGAAAGCCAGUUGUACAUUAACCCAGAAUCGAGGUGCAUUCUGUUGCCAGUGGUGCUGCGGAUCCUGCACGCUCACAUGCAGGAGCAGAGAGACCUUGUCAUGUGCGCGCGAAUCCUGACUAGCAUGUUGUCGCUCAUCAAGAAAGAGGAGAACGGCACUUCGGAACCGGUGGUCUCGGAAGAAGUGGACCUGAUAGUGGAAAGCCUCCUAGGAGUGCUUCUUCGAACCAUCCUGGAAAUCAGCAACCGGCCGCAGCCCGCCGGGCCCACCAUGAGACUUCAAUUCCAGGACGUGACUGGGGAGUUUGUGGCGUGUUUGUUGGCGCUCCUGCGACAGAUGAGUGACAGACACUACCAGCAGCUUCUUCAAGCCUUUGGCAGCAAAGACGACUUGAGGGACUUCCUCCUGCAGAUUUUCACCGUUUUCCGAAUCCUCAUCCGACCUGAAAUGUUCCCGAAAGACUGGACCGUCAUGCGACUUGUCACCAACAACGUCAUUAUCACCACCGUCCUUUACCUCUCUGAUGCCCUGAGGAAAAACUUUCUCAAUGAUAAGUUUGACUACAAGGUGUGGGAUUCCUACUUCUACCUGUCAGUAUUGUUUAUUAACCAGCCCUGCCUUCAACUGGAGUCGUUCUCACCAUCAAAGAGGAAGAAAAUUUUGGAAAAGUACGGAGACAUGAGGGUGAUGAUGGGCUGUGAGAUCUUCAGCAUGUGGCAGAACUUAGGAGAACACAAGUUGAACUUCAUCCCGGCGAUGAUCGGUCCAUUUCUGGAGGUCACGCUAGUCCCGCAGCCGGACUUGAGGAACGUCAUGAUCCCUAUCUUUCACGACAUGAUGGACUGGGAGCAGAGGCGUAGCGGGAAUUUUAAACAGGUCGAGGCAAAACUCAUCGACAAGUUGGAUAGUCUGAUGUCGGAAGGAAAAGGAGAUGAAACGUACAGGGAGCUCUUCAACAGCAUAAUUCCUCUGUUUGGUCCGUACCCUAGUCUGUUGAAGAAAAUCGAGCGAGAGACGUGGCGGGAAAGCGGGAUCUCGCUUAUAGCGACCGUCACCCGGUUAAUGGAGAGGCUAUUGGACUACAGGGACUGCAUGAAGCUCGGAGAAGUAGACGGCAAGAAAAUUGGAUGCACCGUUAGUUUGUUGAACUUCUACAAAACGGAGCUAAACAAGGAAGAAAUGUACAUCCGUUACAUCCAUAAGCUGUACGACCUGCAUCUCAAAGCGCAGAACUACACAGAAGCCUCGUACACCCUGCUGCUCUACGACGAGCUCCUGGAGUGGUCGGACAGGCCUCUGCGGGAGUUCCUCAACUACCCCAUGCAGAGCGAGUGGCAGAGGAAGGAGUUCUUGCACCUUACUAUUGUCCAGAACUUUGACAGAGGCAAGUGUUGGGAGAACGGCAUCAUCCUCUGCCGAGAGUUGGCCGACCAAUACGAGUCAUACUAUGACUACAGGAACCUCAGCAAAAUGAGGAUGAUGGAAGCGUCAUUAUACGACAAGAUCAUGGACCAGCAACGUCUUGAGCCAGAAUUCUUCAGAGUGGGAUUCUACGGGAAAAAAUUCCCAUUUUUCUUACGGAACAAGGAGUUUGUGUGCCGGGGCCACGACUACGAGAGGCUGGAGGCCUUCCAGCAGCGGAUGCUCAAUGAAUUCCCGCACGCCAUCGCCAUGCAGCACGUCAACCAGCCGGACCAGACCAUCUACCAGGCGGACGCGCAGUACCUGCAGAUCUACGCGGUAACCCCGAUCCCCGAGAGCCAGGAUGUUCUGCAGCGUGACGGCGUUCCAGACAACAUCAAGAGUUUUUACAAGUUCAAUCACAUCUGGAGGUUCAGAUACGAUCGACCUUUUCACAAGGGCACGAAAGACAAGGAGAACGAGUUCAAGAGCUUGUGGGUGGAGAGGACGACCCUGACGCUGGUCCAGAGUCUCCCCGGCAUUUCGCGGUGGUUCGAGGUGGAUAAACGUGAGCUGGUGGAAGUGAGCCCGCUGGAAAAUGCUAUCGAGGUGAUCGAGAACAAGAACCUGCAGCUGCGCACGCUAAUCACGCAGUGUCAGAGCAGGCAGAUGCAGAACGUCAACCCCCUCACCAUGUGCCUCAACGGGGUCAUCGACGCCGCCGUCAACGGCGGCCUGGCCCGCUACCAAGAGGCCUUUUUUGUGAAGGACUACAUGAUGAAUCACCCUGAGGACGGGGAGAAGAUCGGGCGCCUUAGAGAACUCAUGUUUGAACAGGCACAUAUUUUGGAAUACGGUCUGGCUGUGCAUGAGAAAGUCGUCCCUCAGGACAUGAGGCCUCUACAUAAGAAGCUUGUAGAUCAGUUCCAUUUGAUGAAAUCCAGUCUGGGCAUUCAGGAGUUUCCGGCGUACGUGCGGGCGAGUCCGGUGCACUUCACCAACGGGAGCCCGCGUACUUGCAGGAACUCGGUGCCCAGCAUUAUCAGCCCGGAUGGCAGUCGAGGGGUUGCCAGGCGAAGUCUUCUCAGCUACCCGGCGGUCAACCGCUACUCCUCGUCGUCGCUGUCCUCCCAAGCGUCCAAUGAGGUCAGCAACAUCACCGGUCAGUCGGAAAGCUCGGAUGAAGUUUUCAACAUGCAGCCCAGUCCGUCUACCUCGAGCUUGAGCUCCAACCACUCGGCCUCGCCCAACGUCACCAGCUCGGCGCCCUCUAGUGCCCGAGGUUCACCGCAGAUGGCCGAGAAACACAAGCACUCCAGAGAGAACGCCUGCCUGUCUCCGAGAGAGAGGCCCGUUAGCGCCAUCUUCCCCAACCCACUGGACCCCGCGCAGAGAGCUACUCCUCAUCAGAUAGGUGACACCACUUUACCCCGCAGUGACCCCAACCUUUCGGCUCCAGACAAAGUGCGACCCACGCCCAGUAGCUGGAGCCUGGACAGCGUCAAAGAGGGCAAGCCGUCCUUCUCUGACCCUGUCGGCAAACUACUUUGCCCUCCCAUCCCUCCCAGACCACCAUAUACAGGCUCUUCGGCGAAAAACAUGAGGUCGCAGUCGCCAGUGCUCAUGUCCAGGUCGCCGCAGAAGGCCACCGUGCCCCCGUUUACUCCUUCGCCAACCGAGUGCCAUUCCACCAGCCUGGUCUCCAACUCGCCCGUCCUCUCGGGUAGCUACAGCAGCGGAAUUUCCUCACUCAGCCGUUGCAGCGUCUCCGAGGCGUCGGGCACCGAGCUGCCCGCCGGGGAACAAGCGGCCACCACGCCCAACGCCGCGCCUGACGAGCCGGUGCGACGAGAGAACAAGACGCCGCCGCCUUACAGCGUCUAUGAACGAAACAACCCUCGCAGACCUGUGCCGCUUCCCCACAGUUUAUCCAUCCCCCCACAGACAGAACCCCCCGCCCUACCUCCUAAACCUCACCAGUUGCGUACAGGCAGCAUGAAGCUGGACGGAACCUCGGACCCUCGCAUCCCUAGACCGAGGCCUCUUCCUCGUAAGGUGUCCCAGCUAUAGGGAAGACGGGAAGAAACACUGGCAUUAUUUGCACUUUUCUACUGGGCACUCAACCUUUAUUUUCAUUUGAUUUAGGAUCCUAUACCUCCGCGCCAAUAAAAGACAGGCAGUUUUUCAAAAACUUUUAUACAGCUAGAUAUAUGUUUACACUUAAAAACAACAGUUUUGAUAGGUGUCAUGUAUAUUGGUUCCUGAAUUUUCAUUUUUCAGUGUAGGAUCCCGUACCUCUGCUCUAAUUAAAGAACGGAAUCUAGUUUUUCUACAGCUUGACUACAUGUCUUUACACUUAAAACAGCAGUUUGGAUAGGUGUCAUGUAUAUUAGUACAUACUGUAUGACGAUUGUUUUUGCCUUAAGUAUUGGGAACCGUGAAUCUUGCACGUUUUUCUUUCUUCAUUUUGUAACAAUUGUACAUUUGUACACUGUAUGGCUAAAACGGUGCUUGGGUAGGAGCAUGCACUUUGGUGAAAGUGUCAAGAUCAAGUCAUAUCUACAUGGUACGACAAAGUGGCAUUUUAGUGUGUGAAGACCAGCAACUUUUCAAGGUUAUUUACCGUAAUUUUCGCACUAUAAGGCGCACCUGACUAAAAGUCGCCACCCACCAAUUUUGACACAACAUUUGUUCAUUGAUAAGAUUCACUGGACUAUAAGCCACAGCUGUCCUCACUAUUAUGGGAUAUUUAGAGCAGAAGAUAUUAACUGGUAACACUUUAUUUGACAGCGGUAUCAUAAAUAACCAAAUGAACCACCAUUUCAAGGGUUGAAUCAAUUGGCUGAAAAGCUUCAUUGCUUGACAGUCAACCUCUGCUGCCAACUGCUGUCAACACUGUUGUUGUCCAACAUGCCUCCUAGCAUGCAUUGCAGUGCUACAGAUGUAAAGUGGUAUGAAAAAGUAUGUGAGCCUUUUGGAAGUUCUCACAUUUCUGCAUAAAUCACCAUCAAAUUUGAUUAGAUCUUUGUCAAAAUCACACAGAUGAAAAAAACAGUGUCUACUUCAGCUAAAACCCUCCAAACAUUUAUCAGUUUUCAUAUUUUAAUGAGGAUAGUAUGCAAACAAUGACAGAAGUGGGAAAAAAGUGAUAAGUGAACCAUCACAUUUAAUAUUUGUGAUUUGUGUAAGUCUUUAGCAGACACUCUCGGGUUCAUUUUUACCAUUUCUGAGUAUUCUGCGCUGAACUCUUGGCGUCAUCUUUGGUGGAUGGCCACUCCUUGGGAGAGAAGCAACAGUGCCAAACUCUUUCCACUUUUCUGACUGUCGAUUGAUGAACCUCCACACUUUUAGAGAUGUUUUUGUAUCCUUUCCCAGCAUUAUACAAAUGAACAAUCCUUGAUCGCAGGUCUUCAAAUAGCUCUUUUGACCGAGCCAUGAUGCAUUUUAGACAAUGCUUCUCAUCAAGACAAUUCUUAACAGGUAAUGUUUUAUAGUGGGCAGGCAGCUUUAAACCACUCAUCAGUGAUUGGUCACACACCUGACUAAAAAUGUUUGGUAAAACUCUCCUUCGGCAGAGGGUUCACUUACUUAUUUUUCCCUUUUCUGUAAUUGUUUGCAUAUUAUCCUCAUUAAAAUAUGAAAGCCUAUCAAUUUUUGGGUGGUUUUAGUUAAAGCAGACACUGUAUUGUCAUCUGUGUGAUUUUGACAAAGAUGAGAUCACAUUUGAUGGUUAUAUUACACAGAAAUGUGAGAAAUUCCAAAAGCUUGAUAAAUUUUCAUACCAUUGUAAAUAACAAUCAAAAUUAAUUUUCUAUGCUAAUUAGGCUAGAUUCAAACUUCAGGUCUUAAUGCACAAAACCGAUUUUUUGUCAUAUGUUUUUUUUGGCGUACCUGUGUCCAUUGAGCCCGUUCAAGUAUUACGCAUGCGCACUAAUUUGCAGUCCGACACGCGCUAGGCAGACUGAUCCAAAUGUGCAGCAUCACAAAAAAAUAACUACGCACUGUGCGUGCAUGACGCACACAUAAGCCUUAUCUCUGUGUGUACGUUUGCCCCGACUCGGCCAUGUAUGCAAGACUGAAACAUUGCUCAUUUGGCACACAGUAAGAAACCAAGCAUGAUCAGGCUUAUCCUUUUCUUUAUUUUUUUAUGACUGUGGUCAAGCCCGCCUUUUGGACGUCUGUGCAAGUUGAUCCAUUCUUUACAUUUUUUCCUCCGAGUGUUUGGUUCGGGAAACAUAUGAAGAAAACAUCCUUCAUAUGUUGUCAUGUCUCGCGUUGUUUCUACAAGUUCCAUAGCAGCAGUGUUUGAUCAACAUGUUCUUUUUAGAAAGAUGACCAGAGAAAACAAGCAGAAAUAACCUGGGUUGUAUGCAAGGGCGUGUCUGUAAUAUCCCACUCCUGCAUUACGUUGGCAACUAAAAAUAGUAGUUGUGCGGUACGCUAUUGCUGCAUGAAUUCCAAUUUGGGAGGCUUGACAGUUCAGACCGCUGCUACGUACUGGAAAAAUUGCCCAGAUCGGAUUUAAACCACAUACGAAAAUGACCCAGAUCGGAUUUGAAAUGGUCCACUUCUAUGUGGUUUGUCCCGUUCAGACUGUCAAGUUGUCGAGUCGAAAAAACAUGAAAAAAUCGGAUUCGUGCGUUAAGACCUGCAGAAUGAAUCUAGCCCUAUUUCUUCAGUUACUGUUCUAGUUGUUUCAUUAAUUGCGAGUUAUGGUAUUUGGUAACACUGUAUUUGACAGUGGCGCCAUAGGACUGUCAUUAGACAACCAUAAUCAUGACAUGACACUAUCAUGGACAUGACUGAAUGCUUAUGACAGUUCCAUAAUUAUGACGGUCGUAUGGCAGUCUUAUAACGCCACUGUCAAAUAAAGUUUUUGCUAUUAACCCAAAUAAAUCAACAAAUAAGGACUGUAAACUGCAGAAUUCAGAAUGAAGGAAAACAAGUAGGGGCUUAUAGUCUGAAAAUUACGGUAGUCGGAAACUAAUCGUUUCCAUCACGACCCACUGCCCUCUGUAGACUUUUUUCCCCGCCGAUCAGCUUUGCACUUUUCAAUGAAAAACAGAAAGUUGGACCAAACACAAAGGCAAAUAUUGGCAUUUUGCAUGCUUUAUAGCCUUGUCCAGAUUGCAUGACAUUAAAGUGGGUGGGCUAGUAUUGUGCCAAAGUUUAAUGCACAAUGGAACACUUUUUUUCCCCCCAAUUUAAAUCAGUGCCAAGAAGCCAAGGGAAUUUUGGAAGACCCCAUAUGUUCUAAUCUACUGAUAUUUUUAAGCACAAUAUAUUCUGUGUAAUCGGAGAAGUUUAAAAUGCAUAAAUCAAACAUUGUUCUUGACUGCACUAAGCAAAUGACCCUGUUUAAUAACAUGAUAUGGCAAAUCUUGCUCACUGUUUGAUAGAGGAUCAAAUAUUUCUCAAUCAUGAGUCCAGCGAUGCUUUUUUUGACAAUGGGUGGGAAGGGAUUAGCUUUAGGAUUGUUUGUAUGUCUCAUUUUUGUAGUUGUUUUUGUGAUUUCUUUUUUUACAUGAAAUAUUCACAUUAAUCAGUUAUGGGAAAACUUGUAAAUUAUGUGAUGAGAUUAAUGUAAGUAAGCCAAAUACUACGGAAAAAGUGUAUUGCAAUUUAUGUAAAUACUGUGUUUUUAACAAAAUGUAGUUAUAACAAUUUACAGCUUUGAAUGUAAUGUUAAAGCAGCAAAAUUAUUAUAAAUGUGCAAACUUUUAUGGGUUUUGUGAGUGUAGAAAAAUAAAAGGUCAUGCUUUCAUGACGCCUAACACAUUUACAAG